AUGGUCGCCCUGAAGGAGGCACAGGAAAAGACCACUACCUAUAUCGUUGGCUUAGAGUCUCAGCUCAAUAAUGCCAUCAUCAACGCCCCCACAGGUAUCCUACCACCGGCCGGCCAAUCUAGUCAGUCGCCCCGCCGAAUUAAGCUCCCCGACCCUCCCAAGUACUCGGGAAGAAAGUCGUCCGAAAACUUUGAAACUUGGUUCACGAACCUGCUCAUCUGGCUCGAUUACAACCACUUCACAGACGACAAGGACAAAAUUCGGCAAGCCAACGCACAUCUGGAAGGCGGAGCUGCUCUGUACAUGAAAGAGUACGCAAUCAAGCUCGCCUCCGGACAAGACGUUGGCACAUGGGCAGAAUAUACUAGGAAACUAGAAAUGGCAUACAAGACGCUUGACCCCAAGCGCACGGCACAAUCUUUGCUAGAUGCACACUGCGCAAUCCGCCACAAGACAAUGAUUGCCUUCGCGGAGAAUUUCAGGGCAUACGCCCCCGAAUCAGGAUACUCCGACGAAGACUUAAUCAUCAAAAUCAGGGAACAACGGUCGACCCAUAUUCAAACGGUCAUGUCGGUAACAGAGACUCUAGAUCCCUCCAAGAUCUCAACCACUUGGAUGGACUACCUGGAAUUCUGCCUAGAGAUUGAAAUCAAACAUCUCCAGCAGAUGACAGGCGGGAAGUCUACCGGACAAACCACUGGAAACAAGGCGACCGCUCCUAAGAACCCUAAUGCAAUGGACACCAGCGCACGAAUCGCACACGAACUUUCCUCG
This is a messenger RNA of Laetiporus sulphureus 93-53, 774 nucleotides long. RefSeq lists its product as uncharacterized. NCBI's taxonomy places the organism in Eukaryota, Fungi, Basidiomycota, Agaricomycetes, Polyporales, Laetiporaceae. The record is from RefSeq and is a predicted model, not a curated record. The annotation marks the transcript as partial. The transcript has a single exon.